Geosmithia morbida is the source of this 1077-nucleotide messenger RNA. RefSeq lists its product as uncharacterized. The transcript has 2 exons. The record is from RefSeq and is a predicted model, not a curated record. NCBI's taxonomy places the organism in Eukaryota, Fungi, Ascomycota, Sordariomycetes, Hypocreales, Bionectriaceae. Bases 1 to 1077 code for a protein of 358 amino acids.
AUGCAUCUCCCAGAGCCGACUCUGACGCUGACGUUGCCCAGUAUUCAUGACGGCACGAUACUCGACUGUCGCAUCUACCAUCCUCUAUCUCCGUCAUCCGAACUAUGGCAUCCGCGGCACGCCGCCGUCGUUGCUCACCCGUACGCUCCUCUGGGCGGAUCGUACAAUGACCCCAUGGUUGCCGAGGUCGCUACCCAAUUCCUCUGGGCGGGCUUCAUUACUGCCACGUUCAAUUUCCGAGGGGCGGGAAACUCGACUGGACGCACAUCAUGGACGUCGAGGCCAGAACGCGACGAUUACACAAGCAUCGUAGGGUUUCUCGUGUACUACGUCCAUAGUCUGGAUCCCCGGAAGCCCGGCGAUGCUGAGGCGCCCAUUCUUGUCUUAUCUGGCUACUCAUAUGGAGCCAUGAUAACGAGCCAGCUACCUCCCAUCGAAGCCGUCAUGGCUGUCUUCGCCAAUCCGCCUCUGGACUCUGACGCCGGCCAUAUUCGCACACUGGCAGAGACUCUGGCCCAUCAACAAAGGCGGAUCACGAACUCGCAUGGAAUUCGCGUCGGCGAGACGAGCCCCAGGCGUCGCAGCUCUUCUAUCGGCGACGGCAGCAUACGCGGCAUAGCGAGAAGAACACGACAUCGCGCAAGGUCAUCUCUCGGAAGCAUAAACAGUAUCAACAGCUCUGCUACGUCCCCAACGAGCCCUCAGCAACGGCAACGGCCAGAUCUUACCCUGCCGCUGGUUUCUGGCCUUGUGCGGCCACAGCCAGCCUAUCUGCUCAUUUCACCCCUGCAAGGCCCCAUCACAAAUUUGGUCACCAUCAGCAGGUCACCGGGCCACUCGGCUGCCGAGGCCCAGUUGCGCAUUCACCCAACUCUUGCUGUCUACGGCGAUGGAGACAUUUUUGUGUCCGUAAAGAGGCUGAGGGCUUGGACGGAGCGCAUGGAGAAUGCUCAAGAUUCAAAAUUUCGUGGGCGCGAAAUUCCUGGCGCUGGUCAUUUUUGGAUUGAAGAGGGCGUCUUGUCAGAGAUGAUGCGACUAGUUGCCGACUUUGUGAAACAGCUGCUUGGGCCUGGAUGA